AUGACAGCCAACGGACAAGCUAGGAAGUGCGCGUAUGCCACCCUGAUCACACGUGCCAGCUAUCUUGCUGGUGUGGUGAUCUUGGCACAUACAUUGAAGAAGCACGGCAGCCAAUAUCCAUUGGUUGUGUUGUACACGCCAAACCUUGCGGAACAUGCUCUCCAAGCGCUGAGGUUUGAGUCGGCCGAGAGUAACAUCAUACUGCGUCUGUGUGAUGUUCUACUACCACCCAAGGACGCAAAGAUCACGUUGAUAGCGGAGCGCUUCGCUGACACAUGGACAAAGUUGCGAGUUUUUGAGCUCGUCGGAUACGAUGUCGUCUGUUAUCUGGAUGCCGACAUGGCUGUCUUUCGCAAUGCAGACUCGGUGUUUGAUAGGAUAAGCCACAUUCCCGAAGGUGGGCUUGGGGCGAACCACUCGUGCGUGUGUAACAGAGAUGGUGAUGCCUGGGCGCCUGAGGAUUGGCGCCGGGAAAAUUGUGCGUAUACUUCAGUUACGCAUCCCCAAGCUCUUACGGAGCCGACACAACCUGGUCCCGAGAGCCCAAGGACGCACACCCUCCUGAACGGGGGUAUGUUUCUAUUCCGACCGUCCCAAGAGUUAUGGGAUGAUAUGCUGGCCGAGUUCAACACAACUCCUCUGCUUUCCACCUUCAAAUUCCCUGAUCAGGACUUCCUCGCGCAUUAUUAUCGAGACAAAUGGCGAGCGUUGGGUUGGCAGUAUAAUGCCCUGAAGACCAUGAGAUACUGGCACGAAAAUAUCUGGCGCGACGAAGAAGUCGUAACGCUGCACUAUAUCGUUGAUAAGCCAUGGGCAUCGCGUAUCGGUGCGAACGGUAUGGCAGGUUACAAAGGUCGGGACGGCGUAACCCAUCAGUGGUGGUGGGAUGUGUAUGAGCAAUGGGAAAGUGACAGGUGGGGCAGCCCUCAUGGUGGUCCAGAGGUUGUGGCUUUGGUCAGAAGAGGAGUUGCACCGCCGAUAGGAGCUUCUGUCACUGACUGGACUUCGGGCGGCGAGGAAGAUCCGGAUAUGCUAGCAAUUGGAGGUAAUGUACAGGGAUUCGCCAAGAAUAAACUGGCACACGAAGAGUAG
Messenger RNA from Truncatella angustata, 1092 nucleotides. RefSeq names its product nucleotide-diphospho-sugar transferase. Gene Ontology annotation, molecular function: glycosyltransferase activity. Lineage: Eukaryota; Fungi; Ascomycota; Sordariomycetes; Amphisphaeriales; Sporocadaceae. The record is from RefSeq and is a predicted model, not a curated record. The transcript has a single exon. Bases 1 to 1092 code for a protein of 363 amino acids.